Messenger RNA from Rubroshorea leprosula, 1646 nucleotides. Lineage: Eukaryota; Viridiplantae; Streptophyta; Magnoliopsida; Malvales; Dipterocarpaceae. The record is from the annotation of a GenBank genome assembly.
CUCAUUCUCUCCCACCCCACAAACCCUCCAUAAACCCCAAUAAUGUCAUCGUCUUUGAGAAUCAUACUCUUCGGCAACACUCUUAUCCGCACCCACAAACACUUCCUUCCUCCUCCACUUCUCCCCCUCAAAUCCUUCCCUUUUCCACCCCUCUCCCUCCGCUUCCACCAGUACAGUUCCUCCUCCGCCGCUGCCGAUACAGUCAAUGCAGACAGCGCAAUUUCUCCCCACCCCUGGCCCGAGUGGGUCACUUUCGUCGACAAAUUGAAGUCCAGGGGUUACUUAACUGAAGCUGAUGUUAAAAACGAGGGCGAGAAUGUUGCCAGUGGAGCCACUGCUGAAGAUGAGAGGAUUUAUAAGGAGAUGGAUUUGCUGAAAGAUGCUUGCCUUAGAUUUGCACGUGACCGUUAUGAUCUUCUCAAAUUGUUAUCUUUGAAAGAUGUUGAAACCGUUGUGGGGAAUGGAUGUCCUAAUCUCCUGCGCAAAGCUGUAAAUUCAGCAAAAAGGUUGAGAGCCUAUGCACGACUGGAUGAAGGGGAUAUUUGUGGUAUUUGCAAUUUGCGCGGUUCCUGUGAUAGGGCUUAUGUGAUACUAAAAGAACCUGAAGCGAAUGCUCGGACUGUGGAUGUAAUGCGAAUACUGUUGUUCUAUGCCCUUGAUCCGCUUGUUUUGUCAGGAGAAAAAUAUCCUGGUAGAGAGCUCAUCUAUGAAUCUGCAAGGAGACUGCUUUCUGAGUUGAUGGAUUUGAGUGAGACAUCUCCUUCACCAGAGCUUCCAAGUCCUGCUGCAAAAGCAUCUCCGCAAAAGAAAAAUGCUGUUAAGUUGAAUUUCUUUGAUGAGGGCCCAUCUGAAAAUGUUGAGAUGAAGAGAGGAGACUGGAUCUGUCCCAAAUGCAAUUUUAUGAACUUCUCUAAAAAUCUACAUUGCCUAAAAUGUAAGGAAGGUGGCCCAAAAAGUAUUGGUGGUGAUGAAACGGAAAUUAAGAAAGGGGAUUGGAUCUGCUCCAGAUGCAAAUUUGUGAACUUCUCUAGAAACAUAAGAUGCCUAAAGUGCAAAGCAGAUGGCCCAAAGAGGGUCAAUGUGGAUGAUUCUCAAAUGAAAAAGGGAGAUUGGAUUUGCCCAGAAUGUGCGUUCAUGAAUUUCUCUAACAAUAGGAAGUGUUUGCGUUGCCCAACACCUCGACCCAAAAGACAAUUAAAUCCUGGAGAAUGGGAAUGCCCUUUGUGUGAUUUCGUAAAUUUCAGAAGGAACACAGUGUGCCUGAAGUGUAAUAAUGAACGCUCCAGAGGAAAGGCCACAAAUGAGGAUGAUGACCAUAUAUGGAGGAGAACUGUUAUAUAAUCAGAAAGAAAGAAUGGCAGGUAUUGGGAAGAACUUGGAGAAAAUCUGAGAAGACCUAGGGAGAAAGAGAAGAAAUGAGGGAGAUUUUGAGGAAGAAAAGAGCAAACAAGGCUACUUAUUUUACUACCUAACCAACGAACAUUACAAUGUGGAGUUGUAGAAUGUCAUGUUGUCUGAUGUGCUUACUACCUAUGGAAGAGUCUGUUAAGUGGAUGAACUGCAACUGCCUGAAGUGUAAAGAUCCAAGAGCCCAUUAAAAUAAGCUGAACAACAAAAGUCCAUCAAAAUCAAACCAUUAAAACCCA